CCUGUUUACUGUGAAGCCUCAUGAUGAUUGACCUGCAGGAGCUGUGUGCUGGUAUUCCCCUCCACCCUCUACCCCCAAACAGAGGGAGAGAUGAAAGGGUACCUCAUGCCCCUGUUCGGACACCCCAGCUCUCUGCGCAGGAGGAAAAGCUUGCUUUGGAGAACUCCUUGCGCUACUUUCCUCAUGAACAUCAUUCGACACUAGCUCCAGAAUUUGCAGAGGAGCUGAGAUGUUUUGGACACAUCUACAUGUACCGAUUCUGCCCAAAGAUACAUAUAAGGGCUUAUCCAAUCAACGAGUAUCCCUGUAAAACGAAGAAGGCGGCGGCUAUAAUGCACAUGAUUAUGAAUAACCUGGAUCAGGCGGUGGCUCAGUUUCCCCAGGAGUUGGUGACAUAUGGUGGCAAUGGACAGGUCUUCAGUAACUGGGCACAGUUCUGGUUGGUAAUGCAUUAUCUAUCAGAAAUGACGGAAGAACAGACCUUAGUGAUGUACAGCGGUCACCCUCUUGGCCUUUUUCCCAGUCACCCUGGAGCUCCACGACUCGUGAUCACCAAUGGCAUGGUCAUCCCCAACUACUCCUCCAGAAAGGAUUAUGAGAAGAUGUUUGCUCUAGGGGUCACAAUGUAUGGACAGAUGACAGCAGGGAGCUACUGUUACAUUGGCCCGCAAGGAAUUGUGCAUGGCACAGUGUUGACUGUAUUAAACGCUGGAAGAAGAUACCUUGGAUUAGAUGAUCUUACUGGGAAGGUGUUUGUGACCUCAGGUCUGGGAGGCAUGAGCGGAGCGCAGGCAAAAGCGGCUGUCAUUGUGGGCUGUAUUGGGGUCAUUGCUGAGGUCGACGAGAAUGCUCUUGUGAAGAGACAUAAGCAGGGCUGGCUGAUGGAAAUAACAAAGUCUCUGGAUGAAUGUAUCCAAAGGAUCAGAAAAGCAAGGGAGGCUAAGGAAAUUCUGAGCCUGGGAUACCAUGGGAAUAUCGUGGACCUUUGGGAGGGGCUAUUUAAAGAAUACGAGAAGACUGGUGACCUACUAGUGGAUCUUGGGUCGGACCAAACCUCCUGCCACAAUCCAUUCAGUGGCGGAUAUUAUCCGGUGCAGCUAUCGUUUACGGAAGCCAAUCAAAUGCUGUGCAAUGACCCACAGACCUUCCGCCAGCUGGUUCAUGAAAGUUUACGGCGGCAGAUCUCAGCAGUCAAUAAGUUAUCAGAUAAGGGUAUGUUUUUCUGGGACUAUGGAAAUGCAUUCUUAUUGGAGGCACAAAGAGCUGGUGCUGAUGUUGAACGUAAAGGAGCAAGAGGCACAGAGUUUAGAUAUCCAUCAUAUGUGCAACAUAUUAUGGGAGACAUCUUCUCGCUGGGUUUUGGGCCAUUCCGUUGGGUAUGCACCUCCGCAGAUCCAUCUGACCUUGCAGUCACUGACCACAUUGCAGGCACUGUUAUGGAGGGUAUCAUUGCACAAGGAGUCAGUGAUGCUGUGAAGAAGCAGUACAGCGAUAACAUACGAUGGAUCCAAGAAGCUGGGAAACACCAACUGGUUGUUGGUUCUCAAGCAAGAAUUUUAUACUCUGACCAGAAAGGCAGAAUAUCCAUUGCUAUAGCCAUAAACAAAGCAGUAGCCACAGGGCAAGUGAAGGCUCCAGUGGUAAUAAGCAGAGAUCAUCAUGAUGUGAGUGGGACAGAUAGUCCUUACAGGGAAACCUCCAAUAUUUACGACGGCUCUGCCUUUUGUGCAGAUAUGGCUGUACAGAACUUUGUAGGAGAUUCUUUCCGAGGGGCCACAUGGGUAGCUCUUCAUAAUGGAGGAGGUGUUGGCUGGGGCGAGGUCAUCAAUGGAGGCUUUGGUCUAGUUCUAGAUGGAUCUCCAGAGGCUGAGCAAAAUGCUAAAACUAUGCUGAGCUGGGACGUGUCCAACGGGGUGGCCAGACGCUGUUGGUCAGGCAACAGAAAUGCAUAUAAUACGAUUAUCUCCACGAUGGAGGAAGAUAGGAGACUAAGAGUGACUCUACCCUAUGAGAUAAAAGACAAGAGUGUACUGGAUGUGGCACUAUGUGAGAAGUGACCAUUCACUGGAAAGAAGUCUGCCAAAAGUCACUGCUUUUCUGAUCACUGCUCUAGUGAAUUUAGUCUCCACCAAACAUUGAUGGUAAACUGGUGAAUCCUUGUCAAGACCUUAAAUCAAUAAAUAAUCAACAACUGUUUUAUAUGCAAACUGCCACCUUUUGUAUCAUUUAUACUGUGAAUGAGUUUCUGUGCAUUGCUGAUGGUUUAUAAGUAUUUUCAGGGUUAAAUGGUCUGUCUGAUGCCACAGAUACUGCCUCUCUCUUUCUGAUAGAGAAAAGGGGGAUUUCAGAAUCUCCCCUUUCCCAAGUUUAAAGUUCCUUUUUGUCUUUCAAAAAAAAAAACACAAUUUUUUAUUUUAUUUUUUCUUCCAAAUAAGCAGCACUACUUGUUUGAUUCCAGCACAGCUGCAUCCAUGUGUUCUAUUACUCUAAGCCA
Hyla sarda is the source of this 2494-nucleotide messenger RNA. RefSeq names its product urocanate hydratase 1 (gene UROC1). Bases 21 to 2057 code for a protein of 678 amino acids. Lineage: Eukaryota; Metazoa; Chordata; Amphibia; Anura; Hylidae. The transcript is spliced from 20 exons. The record is from RefSeq and is a predicted model, not a curated record. Gene Ontology annotation, biological process: L-histidine catabolic process. Gene Ontology annotation, molecular function: urocanate hydratase activity.